Rhododendron vialii is the source of this 2092-nucleotide messenger RNA. Its product is annotated as laccase-14-like. Gene Ontology annotation, molecular function: copper ion binding; hydroquinone:oxygen oxidoreductase activity. The transcript has 6 exons. Gene Ontology annotation, cellular component: apoplast. The coding region runs from base 98 to 1795 and encodes 565 amino acids. Lineage: Eukaryota; Viridiplantae; Streptophyta; Magnoliopsida; Ericales; Ericaceae. Gene Ontology annotation, biological process: lignin catabolic process. The record is from RefSeq and is a predicted model, not a curated record.
AUAGCUAUGAGCACCGUGUAGCAAAAAGGAAGGAGUAGUACUGCUCCCAUUUUUAGGAGAGAGAGAAAGCUCCCAUUUUUGGGAGUGAGAGAAAAAAAUGGAGUUGAAGAAAAGUUUGAAGUUGGAGCUCUUGGGGUUUUUGCUUUUGAACGCGUUUGUUCUUUCCAUGGCUAGAAAGAAAAUCCCUUCCAUCAACUUUGUUCUGAAGGAAACAAAAUAUACAAGGUUGUGUAGCUCAAAGAAGAUCUUGACAGUCAAUGGAUUGUUUCCAGGACCUACUUUGCAUGUCCGAAGAGGUGAUAGGUUGAUUGUUAAUGUUCACAACAAAGGGAAUUACAAUGUCACCAUUCAUUGGCACGGAGUAAAUCAGCCGAGAAAUCCAUGGUCAGAUGGGCCGAAUUACGUGACACAGUGCCCAAUCAAGCCGGGUGCAAAAUUCAGUUAUGAGAUCAUAUUCUCAACCGAAGAAGGUACACUUUGGUGGCACGCUCACAGUGAUUGGUCUCGAGCCACGGUGCAUGGUCCAAUUAUCAUAUACCCUCCCAUUGGAACAACCUACCCUUUUCCCAAGCCUCAUGCAGAGUUUCCUAUUGUUUUGGCAUCGUGGUUUAAGGGCGACGUGAUGGAGAUAAUUCAAACUGCACUUGCAAACGGAGGCGAACCAAACAUGUCAGACGCUUUCACCAUCAACGGCCAACCGGGUGAUCUAUAUAAUUGCUCCAAACCCGGGACGUUCAAAAUAUUGGUAAAUUAUGGAAAGAGGUAUCUUCUUCGCGUCAUCAACUCAGUUAUGAACGAAGAAAUGUUCUUCGCAGUAGCUCAGCAUAAUCUCACAGUCGUUGGAAUGGAUGGAGCAUACAUCAAACCCAUAGAAACUGAUUAUAUCAUGAUAACUCCUGGACAAACCAUGGACAUCUUAUUGACUGCAAAUAAGUCCCCGAGCCACUAUUAUAUGGCAGGCAGAGCCUAUGCGGGUGCUGUAUUUGACAACACGACUACAACCGCGAUCGUGAAAUACAUUGGAAAUUAUACAGCCCCAUCAACGCCAUCGUUUCCAGGCAACCUUCCAAAUUUUACUGACAUCGAUGCCGUAACAAAUUUCACCAAUCGGAUUAGGGCUCUGGCUAGCAAGGACUACCCGGUUGAGGUCCCCCAAAAAGUCGAUACCAGGCUUUACAUAACUAUUUCACUGGGCACGAUUCCGUGCGUUAAUAAUUCAUGCGAUGGACCGAAUGGGGCCAGGCUUGCUGCAAGCUUGAACAACAUGAGUUUUGUGGAGCCUGCUGUGGAUUUAUUACAAGCAUAUUAUAGGAAAAUCAGAGGGAUUUACACGACCAAUUUCCCAAGCGUGCCGUCUGAUUUCUUCAAUUUCACAUCUGAUGACCUGCCUGAUAACGUUUUCACGCCAUUGAAGGCUACCAGAGUGAAAGUCUUGGAAUUCAACUCAAGCGUGGAGAUAGUUUUCCAGGGGACUAAUAUUGGAGCUGAGAAUCAUCCUAUGCAUUUACAUGGCAAUAGCUUUUAUCAUGUUGGAUCUGGUUUUGGGAAUUUUGAUAACAAGACUGAUCCAAAAGGGUACAAUUUGGUUGACCCACCUGAGAUAAACACGGUUGGGGUGCCCACGAAUGGAUGGGCUGCAAUCAGAUUCAGAGCUAAUAAUCCAGGAGUGUGGUUCAUGCAUUGUCACUUGGAAAGACACGCUAGUUGGGGAAUGGAUACGGCAUUUAUUGUGAAGAACGGGGCCACCAGAUUAACAAGUAUACGGCGGCCCCCACGUUACUUGAACCCUUGUUAAUCAAUUUCUCAGAUUUGAAAAAACUAGCUUAUGACUUGAUUUGGCAAAAGUCACGUGGCAGUGCCCAAAGACCAUGGAAUAAUGUUUUGUUUAGAUUGUGAGUGAUCAUUCUCUAGUCCAUUUCAUUCCAUUUGAACAUAGGAGAUAAAUUAAGAAGAAGGAAUAAGCAUAUUAUGCAGAGUAGAUAGUUCUUCAAUUCCAGCAAAAGCGCAAAAAAAAAAAAAAAAAAAAGCAACAAAGACAAAAAGAAUUCUAGCUUGGUGUGAUUUAAUUUGUUUAAGGAUAUUUGUUGUAUGA